AUGCGUGGCGUCAAGUUCGUCCAGAUCCCGACGACCCUCCUCGCCAUGGUCGACUCUGCCGUCGGUGGAAAGACCGCUAUUGACACCCCUCACGGAAAGAACCUCAUCGGAGCGUUCUGGCAGCCGAGCUACAUCUUCGUUGACCUGUCGUUCCUGUCGACCCUCCCCAUGCGCGAGUUCUCGAACGGUAUGGCCGAGGUUGUCAAGACUGCUGCUAUCUGGAAGGCCGACGACUUUGCCUCCCUGGAGUCCCGCGCCGCCGAGAUCACCUCUGCCAUCUCGACCAAGGCCGAGGGCCAGGCUGGCCGCUUCGAGAAGGACCGCUCCGUCCCUCAGUCGCUCCUGCUCCAGGUUGUCACCGGCUCAAUCUACGUCAAGGCUCACAUUGUCACGAUCGACGAGCGUGAGACUGGCCUCCGCAACCUCGUCAACUUUGGUCACACUAUCGGCCACGCUAUCGAGGCUGUCCUAACCCCCACCAUCCUCCACGGCGAGUGCGUUUCGAUCGGUAUGAUCUUGGAGGCCGAGGUCGCUCGCCAGCUCGGCAUUCUCUCCCAGGUUGCCGUUGGCCGCCUUACCCGCUGCCUUUCGGCAUACAACCUCCCGGUCUCCAUGUCCGACCGCCGCAUUGCCUCUCUUCCUGCUGCUUCCCAGCUCGGCGUCGACCGUCUCCUUGACAUUAUGAGGAUUGACAAGAAGAACUCGGGCCCCGCCAAGAAGAUCGUUCUCCUCGACCGCAUCGGUAAGACUUACGAGGAGAAGGCCACCGUUGUGGCCGACGAGGUCAUCCGCAAGGUCCUCUGCGAGUCUGCCACGGUCAUUUCUGGCGUUCCAAAGAAGUCGCCUGUCGUCAUGUCGACCCCCGGUUCCAAGUCCAUCUCCAACCGCGCUCUCGUCCUCGCGGCCCUCGGUAAGGGCACCUGCCGUAUUCGUAACCUUCUUCACUCGGACGACACUGCGGUCAUGAUGAACGCUCUCGCCGAGCUCAAGGGUGCCGUCUUCUCGUGGGAGGACGGAGGCGAGACCAUCGUUGUGGAAGGUGGUGAGGGCAAGCUCACCCCUCCCCCCAAGGGCAAGGAGCUUUACCUGGGCAAUGCCGGUACCGCUGCUCGCUUCCUCACCACCGUCUGUACCAUCGUGCAGCCCACUGCCGACGCCAAGUCCACCAAGAUCACUGGCAACGCGCGCAUGAAGCAGCGUCCCAUCGGACCUCUCGUGGACGCUCUGCGCGAGGACGGCGCCCAGAUUGAGUACCUUGAGGGUCAGGGUUGCCUGCCCCUCGACAUUGGUGCCGAUGGCCUCGCCGGCGGACACAUCAAGCUCGCCGCCACUGUGUCCAGCCAGUACGUCUCGUCAAUCCUCCUCUGCGCCCCCUACGCUCGUGAGCAGAUCACCCUCGAGCUCAUCGGUGGCCAGGUUAUCUCGCAGCUCUACAUCGACAUGACCAUCGCCAUGAUGGCCCAGUUCGGUGUCCAGGUCGAGCGCCAGAAGGACGCCAACGGCAAGCUCCUCGACGUCUAUGUUAUCCCCAAGACGACCUACAAGAACCCCGCCGAGUACAACAUCGAGUCGGACGCCUCGAGCGCCACUUACCCCCUGGCCAUUGCUGCUAUCACCGGCACUACCUGCACGAUUUCCAACAUUGGCUCCAGCUCUCUCCAGGGAGACGCUCGCUUCGCCAAGGACGUUCUCGAGCCCAUGGGCUGCACCGUUGAGCAGACUGCCACUUCGACCACCGUCACUGGCCCUCCCAUCGGCGAGCUGCGCGCUCUCGGCAACGUCGACAUGGAGCCCAUGACCGACGCUUUCCUGACUGCCGCUGUUCUCGCCGCCGUCGCUACUAAGCCGUGCCUGCCCGGCCGCGAGGUGCAGGGCCUUGGCCCCAACGCCUCCCGCAUCUACGGCAUCGCCAACCAGCGUGUCAAGGAGUGCAACCGUAUCAAGGCUAUGCGCGACGAGCUCGCCAAGUUUGGCGUCGAGACUGACGAGUUUGACGACGGCAUCAUUGUCUUCGGCAAGCCUUACAAUCAGCUGAAGAAGGGUGUCCAGGUUCACACCUACGACGACCACCGUGUCGCCAUGGCUCACGCUGUCCUUGCCACUGUUGUUCCCGAGACCGUGCUGGAGGAGAAGCGCUGCGUCGAGAAGACUUGGCCCAACUUCUGGGACGACCUCCAGAACAAGAUUGGCGUCGAGUUUGACGGUGUUGAGCUCGACCAGAGCAGGCAGGCGUCCACCUCGGGCACCAGCGGUGUCCGUGACACCCCCGUCCUCCUCAUCGGUAUGCGUGGUGCUGGCAAGUCGUACAUCGGUUCGCUCGCUGCCGAGGUCCUUGGUUCCGAGCACGUCGAUGCCGACGAGGUCUUUGUCCAGCAGGCCGGCAUGAAGGUGUCCGACUUUGUCGCCCAGAACGGCUGGCCGGCGUUCCGCGAGACCGAGACCAAGAUUCUUGCCUCCUUCCUCAAGGAGAAGUCUGGCAGCCACGUCAUCUCGCUUGGCGGCGGCAUCGUCGAGACUGAGGAGGCGCGCAAGAUGCUUGCGGCUUACGUCGCCGACGGCGGUGUUGUCGUCCACAUUCACCGCGACCUCGAGGACCUCGAGGCGUUCCUCGACAACAUUGGCGGAACCGCCCAGCGUCCCAAGUGGGGCGAGGACUUUGCCGAUGUCUACCGCCGCCGUGAGCCGUGGUACGAGCAGUGCUCGAGCCACGAGUUCAUCAACAUCCUCGAGCCGAUCGCCUCGCAGUCGGAGAAGGACCACCACCGCGCCAUGCGUGCCGAGUGCGAGCGCUUCUUCAACUUUGUCACUGGCCGCAACGCGAACCGUCCGAUCGUCUCGGGUCCCAACGCCCAGCCGACCGCCUUCCUCUCGCUCACCUUCCCGGAUAUCACUCCCGCUCUUGCCAACCUGUCGACGCUUACUGAGGGUGCCGACGCCAUCGAGCUCCGCGUCGACCUCCUGUCGCCCGACGGUCAGGCUCCCUUGACCCCAAAGCUCCCUCCUGCGUCGUACGUUUCAAAGCAGCUCGCCUCUCUCCGCAUGGCGUCCAACCUCCCCGUUGUCUUCUCGGUCCGCUCGAAGAACCAGGGCGGCUGGGCUCCUUCGGACGACGUUGCCGGUUACGCUGCGCUUGUCAAGCUUGGUCUGCGCAGCGCCGCCGAGUAUGUCGAUGUCGAGCUCGCGUGGCCGGGAGACGUUCUCGCCGCGAUCCACGCCGCCAAGCGCGAGACCGCGCUCAUUGCCUCGUGGCACGACUGGACGAGCAACAUGAAGUGGGAUGGCCCUGAGGUUGCGGGCAAGUACGCCGAGGGCUCCAAGCUCGGCGACAUUGUCAAGAUUGUGGGCACUGCGACGUCCACGGCGGACAAUGCUCAGCUUGCUCUCUUCGCUGAGCGCAAAAAGGAGGACCCCACCGCCAAGCCGCUGCUCGCCAUCAACAUGGGCGCCGUCGGCCAGCUUUCGCGUGUUCUGAACCCUGUUCUGACACCGGUCACUCAUGCCGAUAUGCCGUCGCGCGCUGCUCCCGGUCAGCUCACGGCCAAGGAGGUCAUGGAGGCUCGCACGCUUGUCGGCCUGUGCCAGCCCAAGAAGUUCUUCCUCUUCGGUUCGCCUAUCGCUGCCUCGGUUUCGCCGACGCUGCACAACACUGGCUUCCAGGCCCUUGGCUUCCCGCACCACUACGACCGCUGCGAGGCGUCCGAGGUCAACGCGACCGUCCGCCGUGUCCUUGCCGAUGAGGCCUUUGGCGGCGCCAGCGUGACGAUCCCGCUCAAGCUCGAGAUCAUGCAAGAGCUGUCUGCCGUCAGUGAGCACGCCAAGGUCAUUGGUGCCGUGAACACGGUCAUUGUUCGCCAGGGUGCCAAGGGCCGCGAGCUGCACGGUGACAACACGGACUGGGCUGCUAUCCACGAGGCAGCUCUCCGCAACCUCACUCCCUCGGGCGAGCUCACGACCCUCGUUAUCGGUGCGGGCGGCACGUGCCGCGCGGCGAUCUACGCUAUGCACAAGCUCGGCGCUGCUCGCAUCCUGCUCUUCAACCGCACGCGCGAGAACGCCGACAAGGUCGCCGCCUCCUUCCCCAAGGAGUACAACAUCGAGGUCGUGACGUCGCUCGACAAGCUCCCCGCUCAGCCGGCUGUCAUCGUCUCCACUGUGCCGGGUGCGUCCCUCUCCAUGACGCCCGGCGAGGGUAUUGUGCUCCCGCCCUCGCUCAUGCAGCACCCGAACGGUGUUGCCAUCGACAUGGCGUACAAGCCGUACAAGACGGCGCUGCUCGAGGCUGCCGAGGCCGCCAACUGGACUCCUGUCACUGGCAUUGAGAUUCUCUGUCUGCAGGGCUUCCGCCAGUUCACGCUGUGGACAGGCAAGGCCGCCCCAGAGCAGAAGAUGCGCAAGGCCGCUAUGGACAAGUACUUUGAGGCCUAA
Molecule: messenger RNA, 4425 nt
Organism: Trichosporon asahii var. asahii CBS 2479
Lineage: Eukaryota; Fungi; Basidiomycota; Tremellomycetes; Trichosporonales; Trichosporonaceae
Product: aromatic amino acid family biosynthesis-related protein
Exons: 1
Coding region: 1-4425 (1474 amino acids)
Biological process (GO): chorismate biosynthetic process; aromatic amino acid biosynthetic process
Cellular component (GO): cytoplasm
Molecular function (GO): shikimate kinase activity; 3-dehydroquinate synthase activity; shikimate 3-dehydrogenase (NADP+) activity
Source: RefSeq, a predicted model, not a curated record